ACGCCUGGAUGAGUAAGAGUGGACGGUGUUGCUACAGAACGAAGCACGAAUAUUCAACUCGUGGACUUGUCGAUUGCGCUGAGACUGGGCUGUCACAUGCAGCAAGUGGCUGUCACAUAGAAUUGUCACUUUAAGAGACAUCUGAUUUUCAAGGUUUCCGGUUGUCUGGAUUCAGAGAAGUUAUCAAAUCACCUGUCUUGGUCAAGCGUACUGACUUCUGUUACUCGGACACUGACUUAGAGUUUCACUCCGCAAAGAGCAUUUGUUUCCAUCCGGUGUUCCGUGGCCUUUCCAUGUGCUCCAAGAUGGAGCAGCCUUUCUACCACGAUGACUCCCUACUUUCCGCCUAUUCACGCACAGAUCCAGGGCUCCUGAAAACUCAUAUGGGGUCCAUAACGGAUGCCUACCGAUUGUCCAAACAUGACAUGCCCUAUUACACUCAUCAGGAUUCCGCUACUGCUACCUCCCACCAUACUACACCUGCAAGCUUAAAGAUGGCUGGGCCUGAGCUUGAGAGACUCAUCAUCCACAGUGGCCCUGGAGUCAGUUGCCCAAGUGGAGGGCAGCUCUACUAUGCCCCACGUGGGGGAGGAGGUAACGGUAUAACAGAGGAACAGGAAGGUUUUGUGGACGGUUUCGUGAAAGCUCUGGAUGAUCUUCACAAGAUGAACCGAGAAGGACCUCCAAACGUGUCCCUGCGUGGUGGCUCUGUGCCCAUGAGUGGUGGGUCAAAUUCUCCGGGAGGCAACAUUUAUGGCGAUACUGCAGUCUAUGCCAACCUGGCCAGCUACCACCCUAGCUGCUAUCGCCAGCCCUCUGCCACUAUCAACUACCUACCACAGAGCCACAGUGGUUAUGGAGCUUCUUCAUUCAAAGAAGAACCACAGACUGUCCCCGAAUCUAGUGACAGCAGGGAUGGCACACCAACACCACUCUCCCCCAUCAACAUGGAAGAUCAGGAGAGAAUCAAGGUGGAAAGAAAGAGAUUGAGGAACCGCCUGGCUGCCACCAAGUGCCGCAAACGCAAACUGGAGCGCAUUGCCAGGCUAGAGGAGAAGGUUCGGGACCUAAAGAAUGAGAAUAGCGGUCUGAGUGGCACAGCAGGAGCUUUGAGAGAGCAAGUAGAGCAGCUCAAGGGUAGAGUGAGGGAGCAUGCCCGGCAUGGGUGUCAGCUGCUGCUUGGUCCCAAGGGUCAUCAGGUGUUUUGAGGUGGGAUGAAAAUGUAAAUCUCACUGGUUGCCCUCCAAAGCUCGUCAAAAGAUGGGACCAUGCUGCAGAAGGACCUCUUAUUUUAGACACUUGAAAAACAGUAGGGGUCCAAGACUGAUACCUCUAAUGCACUUCAUGCACGGGAGAAAGAGACUUGUCUUCUGGCUCCAAACUGAAGAUUAUGUACUAAUGCUGCUCUCUCUAGAAGUGGUUACCAAAAUGACUUUCAAAAUGAUGGUAUAAAGUGAUCCCAAAGGUUAUCUAACUUGUUAUUGAAGUCUGUACUGCCACACCUUGUUUUAACCCAUUAGCUGCCAGAGGGAUUUGAAAUGUAUGUAUGCCCCUUUUGGCAACUAUUAGGUUACGUUUAUGUCUUCCCUAUUUUCCCUCCCCCAUCCACAGCACUUAUCUAUAAUUAUAUGGUUCUUCCUCUUUUUUGUUUUUUCCAUGUGUUUUUUUUUUUUUUUUUUUUUUAAAUAAGUUACAACAAAUUAAAAAAUAUGUGAAAAUAAGGAAGGGAACAUGUCAUGUGAUUUGCAUCAUGUGAAGAAGGGGAACAGUUGCCAGUUUGGAAAAGGGACCAAGUCAUAAGCAGAAUAAACAAACUGCUCUUAAAAAGUUGCAGGGUAUCUAUACACUGAUAAUGUUGCACUGUAUAUAACUGAUUUCUGUUAUCCUUAAACCACAGCACUCUAAUAUGUAAUAAGAGCGUAUACACAUUAACAGUGUAUAGAAUUGGGUUUAAACUGGAUACAAUGAUAUAUGGUUUUAAGGAACUGUAGUAAAUUGAUUAUAAUGCAGUUCUAUUUUCAAGGAAAAGUUUACAGAAAACAGUUUGCAUUGGGUUGCAACCUCUUAAUUCUGCUGGUACAGUGGAGCUGCAGACUAUUGCAGUGCAAUGCUCUUCAACCACAUAGGCAGAGUGUUGGUUUAAAAACCUGUUUGUGAUGUCUGUAUUUUUGUAUGGGAUUUCUCUGCAGGUAUCAGAAAAAAAUCCCCAUUAAAUAUGUUAAGUAUAUAUGUAUUUAAAUAAAUGCACAGAAAGGUACUUUUCAGAAAGCUGGGUUUUUUUGGUGUUUCUUGAAAGUACUGUUUUGGGAAAUUUUAAAAUUGUAUUUUUAAUUAUGGAAACUGACUUUUAAAAAUGCAAUUUUGUUUUGUAUCUAGAAUGUAUGUGUGUGUAUAUAAAAAAGUAAUAUGUGAUGAAAACCUACAUUUUUCAGUUUUGUAUCAUAUGUCUUGUUUUUUGUAUUUAAGUAAAUAAUAUUGUCGUAUAAAA
This is a messenger RNA of Bombina bombina (fire-bellied toad), 2488 nucleotides long. RefSeq names its product JunB proto-oncogene, AP-1 transcription factor subunit (gene JUNB). The record is from RefSeq and is a predicted model, not a curated record. Gene Ontology annotation, cellular component: transcription regulator complex. Bases 294 to 1208 code for a protein of 304 amino acids. The transcript has a single exon. Gene Ontology annotation, molecular function: RNA polymerase II cis-regulatory region sequence-specific DNA binding; transcription factor binding; DNA-binding transcription factor activity, RNA polymerase II-specific. Gene Ontology annotation, biological process: regulation of cell population proliferation; regulation of transcription by RNA polymerase II; regulation of cell cycle. Lineage: Eukaryota; Metazoa; Chordata; Amphibia; Anura; Bombinatoridae.